Rotaria sordida is the source of this 1089-nucleotide messenger RNA. Lineage: Eukaryota; Metazoa; Rotifera; Eurotatoria; Philodinida; Philodinidae. The record is from the annotation of a GenBank genome assembly.
AUGGCAACGUACGGUGAUACAUUAAAUCAAACAUUUCCUAGAUUAUCAUCAAAUGGAGAUGAUGAAUUACAUCGUACAUUUCAUACUCCAUCAUAUAAUACAAAAUCAGCUGGUUUCAAUUUUGAACAACAGUUUUUGUUCGAUAAUGCAUUUCAUUCAAUAACAUAUCAACCAGCAACUGUAUCAUGUCAACAAAUGACAACUGAACAUCUUGAUCGUUUAUGUUAUUCUCCUAAACCAGCAUUUUCUCCUCGUUUUAUUUCUCAACAACAACAACAACAGCAACAACAACAACAACAACAAAUAUCAUCAUUACCUACAAAUCGUUUAAAUCCAUUUCGAGCAUUUCUUAUUGUUAAUCGUUUAACAUCAUCAAUCAUAAGUGUUAAUCGACAAGCUUGUGAAUAUUUUUGGUAUACAGAAACUGAACUUAAAACUAAAACAAUUGAUAAUUUAAUUCUUGAUGAAAAAUCUUCAUCUGUUAUAACAGAUUCAUUUUUAAGUCAACAAAGUGGACAAACAAAAAUUCUUGCUGGAAAAAUUGUUUAUGUUCUACUUGGUACCGGUGAACGUGCUCGUUUUUCAUUAUUUAUACAAGAUCUUGAUGGUGAUGAAAUACCAUUACGUUUUUAUGCAUUUGAACCUAUACAUUUAAUGCAAGCAAAAAUUAUUUGUGAUAAACAAGGUUUAAUUCUUUCAUCGGAUCAUAAUUUUUCUAUAUUAUUUCAUAAUACAAUGAUUGAUAAUAAUCAUUUAAAUGAAAAUCAUCAUAUUGGAGAUUUUAUUCCAACAUUAAAAGAUCAAUUUAAAUUUAAACAAUUAUUAAUACAUCGAACAUAUCGAACAACUGGUUUAUUAAAUAAUGAAAAAAAUUUAUUUAUUCCAUUAAUGAUAACAAUAUCGAAAAAUAAUGAAGAUAAUAUUCAAUUAAUUCUAUCAAUUAUGUCAAAUAUUAGUGGAUUAAUUAUGUUAGAUGAAACAUAUACUAUUCGAGCAUAUAAUCCUUAUUUUAUUCAAUGUUUACUUGGAUAUCGUUCACUUGAUUUAAUUAAUCAUCAUAUAACGGAAAUACUUCCAGAAUUCAAUGAA